Erigeron canadensis is the source of this 711-nucleotide messenger RNA. RefSeq names its product thaumatin-like protein. Gene Ontology annotation, biological process: defense response. The transcript has a single exon. Bases 1 to 672 code for a protein of 223 amino acids. Gene Ontology annotation, cellular component: extracellular region. Lineage: Eukaryota; Viridiplantae; Streptophyta; Magnoliopsida; Asterales; Asteraceae. The record is from RefSeq and is a predicted model, not a curated record.
AUGACCACCUUCACUAGUUUCACUUUCCUUCUUUUGCCUUUUGUUGUUUUUCAUGUUGCCAACGCAGCCAUUUUUGACAUUCGAAACAACUGUCCAUACACUGUUUGGGCUGGUGCUGUGCCGGGUGGUGGAAGACAACUUAAUCCAGGCCAAUCUUGGUCUUUAAACGUCCCAGCUGGCACCAAAGGAGCCCGUAUAUGGCCACGAACCAAAUGCAACUUUGAUGGUUCUGGUCGAGGGCGGUGUGAAACUGGUGACUGCAACGGUCGUCUCCAAUGCCAAAACUAUGGUAUGCCACCUAACACGUUGGCCGAGUAUGCUUUGAAUCAGUUCAAUAAUCUUGAUUUCUUUGACAUAUCUCUUGUGGACGGGUUCAACGUGCCCAUGGAAUUUAGUCCGACUUCUGGAGGGUGCACUCGGGGCAUUGUAUGUCGCGCAGACAUCAAUGGGCAGUGUCCUAACCAGUUACGGGCUCCCGGUGGGUGUAACAACCCGUGUACCGUGUUCAAGACCGAUCAAUAUUGUUGUAACUCUGGAAGUUGCGGGCCGACUAGUUUUUCAAAGUUUUUCAAAGAUCGGUGUCGUGAUGCGUAUAGUUAUCCUAAGGAUGAUGCCACUAGUACUUUUACGUGCCCCGGUGGAACCAACUAUAAAGUCGUGUUUUGCCCUUGAUCGAUCCAUCACCCGGCCACUUGACUAUGAACGUGAAAC